Molecule: messenger RNA, 5668 nt
Organism: Indicator indicator
Lineage: Eukaryota; Metazoa; Chordata; Aves; Piciformes; Indicatoridae
Gene: CASKIN2
Product: CASK interacting protein 2
Molecular function (GO): protein binding
Source: RefSeq, a predicted model, not a curated record
UGCCCUUAACAGAAAGACUUCUUUUUGGCUUUUAUGUCCCGUGGGAUUGUAAAGCAUCUUUCUUGUUGGAUUUGGUCUCCUAUCAAAGCAUGUUUUGAGGAAUUACAGUCUUAUUCUCAUGGCUUUAUAAACCACUGGGAACUGAGGGUUUCUGCCUUCCAAACCACCUCUGUGCCCACCUGUCUGCGAUGGGGCGAGAGCAGGAGCUGAUCCAGGCCGUGAAGAACGGGGACGUACCCAGUGUGCAGAAACUGGUGGCCAAGAUCAAGGCAUCCAAGAGCAAGCUCCUGGGAUCUGCCAAGCGCCUGAAUGUGAACUACCAGGAUGCAGACGGGUUCUCGGCACUGCAUCACGCAGCCCUGGGCGGCAGCCUGGACCUCAUCUCACUGCUGCUGGAGGCACAGGCCACCGUGGACAUCAAGGACAGCAACGGGAUGCGUCCCCUGCACUAUGCAGCGUGGCAGGGGCGCGUGGAGCCUGUGCGGGUGCUGCUGCGUGCUGCUGCCUCUGUCAACAUGGCCUCGCUGGAUGGGCAGAUCCCACUGCACCUCUCAGCACAGUAUGGCCACUACGAGGUGUCAGAGAUGCUGCUCCAGCACCAGUCCAACCCCUGCAUCAUCAACAAGGCGAAGAAAACCCCCCUGGACCUGGCCUGUGAGUUUGGGCGGCUGAAGGUGGCCCAGCUGCUGCUGAACAGUCAUCUGUGUGUCGCCCUCCUGGAGGGACAGUCCAAGGAUGCCACUGACCCCAACUACACCACUCCACUGCACCUGGCAGCCAAGAACGGGCACAAGGAGAUCAUCAGGCAGCUGCUGAAGGCUGGGAUUGAGAUCAACAAGCAGACGAAGACGGGCACAGCCCUGCAUGAGGCUGCGCUCUACGGCAAGACGGAGGUGGUGCGGCUGCUGCUGGAGGGCGGUGUUGAUGUGAACAUCAGGAACACCUACAACCAGACAGCGCUGGACAUCGUGAACCAGUUCACCACCUCGCAUGCCAGCAAGGACAUCAAGCAGCUGCUAAGAGAGGCAUCAGGAAUCCUGAAGGUCCGAGCUUUGAAGGAUUUUUGGAACCUCCACGAUCCAACAGCUCUCAAUGUGCGGGCAGGAGAUGUCAUCACGGUCCUGGAGCAGCAUCCGGAUGGGCGAUGGAAGGGGCACAUCCAUGACUCCCAGAAAGGCACCGAUCGGGUUGGGUACUUCCCCCCCUCCAUCGCUGAAGUCAUCAGCAAGCGAACAGGCAUGGUUGUCCCCCGUGUGCCACCCACGCACCAGCGCCAGGGUCCCCCUGGGGCCCUCCCAGUGCCCCCCAGUGGGCUGCAGCACCUCCCCGACGAGGGUCCUCAGCAGGCAGCCCUGAGCGUCCCAGCAGCCUAUGGCCACCUCACCCUAACCCGGACGGCCCCAGGCCCUGACAGCUCAGCAGGAGACAGGAACAGUGUGGGCAGCGAGGGCAGCAUUGGCAGCAUCCGCAGCGCAGGCAGCGGCCAGAGCACCGAGGGCACCAAUGGGCAGAGCACCAGCAUCCUCAUUGAGAAUGCCAGGCCACUGCCCUCCACUGGUGAUGACCUCCAGCAACAGCAUUUGGGAUCAGAGCCACGCAAUGGGCAGGUGACCUCCACAGCAGGGCCACAGAGCCACCAGACCCCAGGCAGCUGCCCCCCUGGAGACAGGGUCUUCUCCCAACAGUUCUUGCGGCCUGAGCAGCUCCUGGAGGGGAAGGACGCAGAAGCCAUUUACAACUGGCUGAGUGAGUUCCAGCUGGAGUCGUACACUGCCAACUUCCUCAAUGCUGGUUAUGACGUGCCCACCAUCAGCCGCAUGACCCCAGAGGAUCUGACAGCCAUCGGUGUGACCAAGCCGGGCCACAGGAAAAAGAUCUCCACUGAGAUUGGGCAGCUCAGCAUCUCCGAGUGGCUGCCCAACUACAUCCCGGCUGACCUGAUGGACUGGCUCAGUGCCAUUGGGUUGCCCCAGUACCACAAAAAGCUGGUGAACAACGGCUACGACUCCAUCACCAUUGUGACGGACCUGACCUGGGAGGAUCUGCAGGAGAUUGGCAUCAACAAGCUUGGCCACCAGAAGAAGAUCAUGUUGGCCGUUAAGAAGCUCAGAGACCUCCGCAAAAGCCUCAACCAAGCAGAAGCAACUCUGGCGAGACGCAAAGUCCCCGGAGCCCUGGACAUUGUCACCAUCGAGUCGCUGGAGAACGGGGAGUGCCAGUCCCCACACACCCCCAAAAUGACAACCUUCCAGGACAGUGAGCUCAGCUACGAGCUCCAGACAGCCAUGUCCAACAGCUGCCACGAGACACUCAGCAUCAAGAGCAGCCAGGGGAUGUCACGGAGCCAGGAGAGCAUCGGGGUGCGGUCGCGGGGCUCGGGGCACUCACAGGACAAUGUGCUGUCCAGGCACCUCUCCAGCCCCUCACAGGAGAGUCUGGGCAGUGGGGAGAGCAGCAGCAGCAGUGGGCAGUCCUGUGCAGUGCCCCGCAGCAAGGAGAGUCCAGCCAGCCUGCCGGGGAGGCCCAGUCCAGAGCCCUAUGGGAAGGUCUUCUCCCCUGAGGGCCUGAAUGGCUUUGCCAACGGUGGGGGCAGCCCUCUCAAGGAGAGGAACCUGCCUGAAGGCACAGAUCAAUACACCUGGCCGGUGGCUCAGAAAGGUGCUGGGACACCAGCAGUCACCCCCUGUAGUCCUCCCCAGACCCCCAGCAAAGUGACAGCCCCAAAUGUCUUCAUGUACCCACAUGUGUCCUUGAAAUCCCCAACGGUCCCCUCUGUGCUGGGAGCAGAGCAGCCCAAGACCCUGGCACACCCAUACUCCUCCGUCUCCCCUGGACAAAAGAGCAGCCUGCAGACAUCAGCCCAGAAAGCCUUCUCCUACCUGCACAGCCAGUGUGGCCCUGCAGAGCCACCAGCCACGUCACCCACAGCAGGGGUGGCCCCCGGCACCUGGCAGGCUGGGGAGCAGCACAGUGGGGGUGAAGGCUUCAAGCACAAGAAGCGUUCGCACAGCCUGAACCGCUAUGCACUGUCAGACGGGGAGCACGAGGAGGAGGAGGGGGUGCCCACCAGCACCCUGGGCUCCUAUGCCACACUGACAAGGCGACCAGGCCGCAGCCAGAUGCCACGGACCUGUCUGCAGACGGAUGCCAAGGUGACCCGCAGCCAGUCCUUCGCCAUCCGGGCCAAGCGCAAGGGCCCUCCACCGCCGCCUCCCAAGCGCCUCAGCUCCGUCUCCAGUGCCCUCGCUGCAGAGGCAGACAGUGAGCAGCCCCCCGACCCCGAGCGGCAGCCCACAGCUCCCCAGGAUGUGGCUGAUGCAGGUGCCAGCCCUGGUGACAAUGGCCACAGCAGGACAGUGAAGAGCCUGGCAGCUGCGCUGGAGGGGUCACCGGGAGCAAGUCCACCCAAGCCCCUUCUGGCUCCAAAACCACUGCACUUGGUUCAGGACUGUGUCCCCAGAGCAGGCAUGGACAAACAGUCCUAUGAUGGUGGCGACAGCAGCAGCAGCACCACGCUUUCUGAUGCCAGCAGGGAUCCCUUCGAGAGCAGCAAGCCACGGAGGCGGACAGUGAGCGAGCCCAGCGCUCCCAUGACAGAAGUGGCCACGCAGGGCGGGAGGGAGGAUGCCUGCUCGGACACGGAGGAGGAGGCCAAGCCAGGGGUCUCCUCCUCAUCCUCCCAGAACAGCUCUAGCGAGUGCAUCCCCUUUGCAGAGGAAGGCAACUUAACUAUCAAGCAGCGGCCAAAGCCCACUGGGCACCCCAAAACCGAUACGGCCACGCCGGACACAGAGCCCAGCUCCCAGCCAGUGGAGCCCCCCUGCUCCACAGGGAAGGAGCCAGUGGCACCCACUGCCACCAAGGAGCCUCCCGUGCUGGAGUUUAACCUCACUGAGUCAGACACGGUGAAGCGCAGACCCCGCUUCAGGGAGCGAGAGCCGCUGCAGGCGGUGCUGAAGGCAUUCAGCAUGGCAGGGCAGGCGGAGGCGGUGCCCAGCCCUGUGCCCCAGUAUGCCCAGUCCCAGGCCGUGAGCAUCGCGGGCCCCACCGCACCCGCACCAGCCCCCCGGCCCGAGCUGGCUGGGGAUGCCUUUGAUGAUGACAGUGUGGAGUUCAGGAUCGCCGAGAUAGAGAAAAGCAUCUUGUCGUUGGAGAAGGGGAUCAAGAAGGCACCAAGCCCCAGCAAAGCCCCCAGCCCCACAGAGCUGCUCGGCACCACCGUGGUGAGGACGCCUGCUCCAGGUAUGUGGGUUUGUGGGGUUGCCUCUCAGGCACUGGUGGGGCCAAAGGCUCUCCCCCAUGUUGGUAUGGAGGUGAGGAGGAUGUGUGCCACCACCUGCCAUUAGUCACGGAAUCAGAGAAUCGAGUGCCUUUCCUUUGCAGAUGUCCCUGCCAAGCACACCUCUGUGGCAUCCACCAAGCUAGUCUUCUCUGGGCCCAAGACCAUCUACCAGCAAGUCCUGCAGCCCUCCCGCCACACUGUUGCUCCCUGGGCAGCCACCGAGUUGGUGCCAGAUGUGAUUGGGUCCCUGGCUGGUCCCAGCUCCCUGACACUGGAGGCAGGCAGCAAGGUGUCGGUGAAGCCUUUGGCAGCUGCCCCAGGGCCCACCCUGGCCCAGCAGCGGUUGGAGCAGAGCAACUCCACCCUGGCCACUACACUGCAGGUGGCCGAGAAGAAGAUCACAGUAGAGGAUGCAGAGAGCCACCCCGGGGCCAUGCACUCCGCCAAGAACAUCCUGGAGGACAUCAGCAACAUGUUCGACGACCUGGCUGACCAGCUGGACGCAAUGCUGGACUGAGGCUUGCUCCCUUCUUCCCCUCCCCGUGUCCAGCUGCUCCGCCAGUGUCCCUCGUGACAGGGGGAGUGUGGAUCCGGCACUGAGCGGUGCCUCCAGGUCUCUCCAGCCACCUCCCUCCCCUCACUUUGCACUGCGGCUGGGAACGCAGCUGCCCCUUGGUGCCCACCCCUGGCUCUGUCUCAUAUGUGCCAGCAUGGGUUGCUUCCCGAGGGGUCAGGCAUUUCCCACCAGACUGGCAUCAGGACGAGAGCCCAGAGAGGCUGCACAUGUGGUCCUGGAGGCCAUGGAGAAGCCCUCGCUCCCCUGCACAGAGCCGAGGAGCCUCCACAAGGGACCUUUCUCUUCCCCAGCGCAGUCCUGCCUCCUAUUAUUUAUCCCCUGCCAACAAUGUGUCAAAGGAGAGACCUCCCUGGGCAGCCGCCACUGAGCUGGCUAUUUACUGAGCAGAUCCCAGCCCCGGCAAGGCCUGACAGCAGCUAACAGAAGACAGGGCCUGUCACAAAUUGGCAGCUUGCAGGGCGAGAAGGAACCUUUCUGCUUUAUUUGUUGCUUUUCCGAACGCAUCAGCGUCAGGCAGCGUGUAAUCCAAGUGGAUCCAAAUCCCUCCGGUGGGACCCACAAAGCCCUUGAGACAGGGCUGGCACAGUCUGCAAAGCAGCAGAUGCUCUGCUAUGGACCUGCUGGACAUGGGAGUCUACCUGCCCCUUCCCAGGAGCCACGAGGAUGGUGAUGGCAGCACUGAAGGCCUGUGUGUUUGUGCCAGUCCAGCUGGAUCGUGCUGCUAACUGCUGACUGCCCUCUGCCGACACCAAGCCUAGGCACACCAGCGCUUCCAGGCUGAAGAAGCACCGUGCUUAGUGCUUUUUUUU